UGAUACAGCAUAGCAUAAAAGAUCCAACCAAAGUUGAUUUUCGUUGCCACCAAAACACAAUACCACUAAGUGCUUCAAUCUUGUUUUACUUGCCAAAAUAUUCCUACUGACCCUGAAAAGUUAAAGAAGGAAACCAAUUUCCUCCAAGUUAAUUUAGCAUAAGAUGCUAAACAAUCAUUGACUUCUGAAAUAUCCUCGUAAAACUUGUCUACUAUAUAAACACAACCCGCAAAGCCUAAUCUCACACAACGCCUCAUCACAUUCUCUGAGACUAAGGAGCUCUUGGUAAACCAAAAAUGGCCUUGAUCAUAUUCCUUGUUAUGUCUGUUCUUCUCCAUGGAGCUCUUGGUGAGCUUGUAUGUGAGCAAUUGCCAGUUGAGCUUUGCUCAUACUCAAUUGCAUCUUCUGGGAAGCGAUGCUUGUUAGAGAAUUUUCCAACGAAAGAUGGAGAGGUUAAAUACCAAUGCAAGACAUCAGAGGUGGUUGUGGAUAUAAUGCAGGAAUGGAUUGAGAGUGAUGAAUGUGUAAGUUCAUGUGGGCUUGAUAGGAAUACUGUUGGUAUCUCAUCAGAUGCUCUUCUUCAGGCCCAGUUUUUGGCUAAACUUUGCUCAAAUGAUUGUUAUCAAGCUUGCCCCAACAUUGUUGAUCUCUACUUCAACUUGGCCUUGGGAGAAGGUAUUUCUUUACCUUUAAAUUUAUUUUUCAAAGAGGAGGUCAAGGCAUCAAAUCCUGACAUUGAAGUGAGAAAAAUAAUAAUAAAAACAAAAGUGGGUGCGGAAAUCUUUAUGAAAUCAAAUUCAUGUUUUUAUGGAGUUUACUUGCCUGAUCUCUGUGCCAAUCCUCGCCGUUCCUUGUCGGCGACUAGAAGUUCUGGUUAUGCAGCCCCAGGUCCACUAUCAGGCUUAGUUUCUCCGGCUGCUGCUCCGAUCACUGGUGAUGUGGACCCAGCUUGCGCUCCAUCUGCCAUAUGA
Molecule: messenger RNA, 971 nt
Organism: Hevea brasiliensis (rubber tree)
Lineage: Eukaryota; Viridiplantae; Streptophyta; Magnoliopsida; Malpighiales; Euphorbiaceae
Exons: 4
Coding region: 297-971 (224 amino acids)
Source: RefSeq, a predicted model, not a curated record